GGGACAGUUAAAAAGAGACAAAGAGUGUGUUUCCGAAACGCAUCCAAUUUUGGGGCAUUAAAUGACGUCGUCUGUGGCAUCUGUAGUACCAGGAAAAAUUCUUCUCUCUGAUACGACUCUAUUUAUCUAGGACUUUACCCAUGACCCAAUACCCAAUGACAUCAAACCAAUGUCAAACUCAAGAAGAAUAUAGGAGAAUUAGUUGUUUGUUCAAGUGAAUGUUAAUUAUAAAAUAUAAUAUUUUUAUUACUUUAGUUUAGUAUAAUGUUACGCCAAUGUAGAAUGCAUGUGUAUUAAACCAAAAAUAGCUUGCUGGUAUUUUGAAUAAAAUGGCUAGUUCAUUGAUGGCACCGUCAAGUGCAAAGAGAAUCACGCAGAUCAGGAAUGUACGACAAGGCAGUGCAAUAGAUAUAGACGCCGAUAUGUUUCUCAAAAUAUCUAACUACGAGGACACGGUCAAGCAAUUGGACAUAUACUAUGGAAUCGUCAAGAGACAAUUACUGCGCUAUCAGAGCUGCAUAACUGGCUUAUUCCCACAGAUUUCGAGCGAUCGGAAGGUCGGCAGUGUCCGCGAAAGUAUAUACUGCGCUGCCGCUAUAUGGAGUCUGUAUCAGGCAUAUAGACGUAUAGAUGACGAUCGUGGAAAAUCGUAUGAGCUGGGACAGUCCGCGAUAAAAUGCAUGCGGGGUAUUUUGGAAUGUUGGAUAAAGCAAUCUUCCAGAAUAGAGCUUUUUAAGAAAAAUCAAUGUGACCGUUUUGCGUUACACUGCAAGUUCCAUUUGGACACCGGCGAUGAGGUCUACCAGGAUGCUGAGUAUCAUCACUUGCAGAUCGACGUCGUAUCUCUUUAUUUGAUAUUCUUAGUGCAAAUGAUUUCCUCUGGGCUACAAAUUAUAUAUAUACAAGACGAAGUGGCCUUUGUACAAAAUCUAGUAUAUUAUGUCGAGAGAGCAUACCGUACACCGGAUUAUGGUAUGUGGGAACGUGGAAGUCGAUAUAACGAUGGAACGCCCGAGAUUCACGCCAGUUCCAUUGGAAUUGCGAAAAGCGCGUUGGAGGCGAUUAAUGGCUGUAACUUAUUCGGUGAGAAAGGUGCAUCUUGGUCUGUAAUAUACGUCGAUAUUGAUGCUCAUAAUCGUAAUCGUAGUAUUUUCGAGACAAUGCUUCCAAGAGAGUCCAGUUCAAAAAGUGUAGACGCGGCUCUGUUGCCAACAAUAUCUUUCCCUGCUUUUGCAACUCACGAAGAAGUGUUGUACAACGAAACAAAAGCGAAUAUAGUCCGCAGACUAAAAGGCAAUUAUGGUUUUAAACGAUUCGGAAGAGACGGUUAUAGAACCGUACUGGAGGACAAACAGCGACGAUAUUACAAAUCUGGAGAGAUCAAGGAUUUCGACAACAUCGAGUGUGAAUGGCCAUUGUUUUAUAUCUUCAUGAUAAUAGAUGGUGUAUUCAAGAGUUUGACGGAACAAGUGGAAGAAUAUCAAAAUUUAUUGAAAGCGAGAGUCUACAAGGAUUUGAAUGGAGAUCCGGUGAUCCCUAUGUGUUAUUAUGUACCCAUGGAAAAUUUGGAAACUGAAAGGAACGACCCGUGCGGCGCUUAUCGGCUACCCAGCGAGGAAGGGAGAGGUACUAAGGCUGCGGAUCAAGAAGCUACACCGAUAUACCUAUGGAAUCAAGCUAUGUUUGUAAUUGCACAGCUACUCACCGCUGGUCUUUUACAUAUCAACGAAUUAGAUCCGAUUCGUCGAUACCUUCCAUCAUAUAAUCGUCCGAGGCGAGCAGGAAGAUAUUCGGCUUUCCAGGCAAAGCCCACUAUUGGCACUCAUACCGACCUAGUAGUACAGAUAGUUCUGAUCGCGGAAUCUAUGCGAUUGCAAGCCAUGAUGGCGACAUAUGGUAUUCAGACGCAAACGCCGCACGAAGUUGAGCCCGUUCAGAUUCUGUCGUCCACCCAGUUAGUAAAGGUUUAUCAAAAACUAGGCGUGAACAAGAAGUUGAAUCUCCAAGGGCGACCCGCACGGCCAAUAGGCUCUUUAGGUACAAGCAAGAUAUAUAGAGUCUGUGGUAUGACAGUGCUCUGUUACCCAUUGAUCUUCGAAGUGUCCGAGUUUUAUUUAUACAGAGACAUGGCUCUGCUGAUCGACGAUAUCAAAACGGAAUUGCAAUUCGUAGGCAAGUAUUGGCGUCUUUCUGGUCGACCCACCGUAUGUCUUUUGAUACGGGAGGAACACAUGCGAGAUCCGCAAUUUAAAAAGAUGUUAGACCUCUUUGCGAUGUUGAAGAAAGGCUACUGUGAUAAGACGAAAGUACGCAUUGGCCGACUGCAAAAUCUGAUUUCAUCUUCUUGUAUCGAGCACUUGGACUUCGUAAAUACUAUGGAAACAAAUCUGGACUUGACCCAGUUUAGACAAUUGCAGCAUGAUUAUAUUGGCUAUCAGAGUCUCACGGACGUCCCAAAGGCCAUCGCUUACUCCGAAAGCGUCAAGGACUAUUCUUCUAUGUUAAAUGAAUCUCUUGGCAACAUAUUAAACGAACUUCGCAAUAGCGUCGGCUUGUAUGCCAAGUGUCAAUUAUAUGGGAUUCUGAUAAAACGAGAAGGAAUUAAUUACGAAAUUAAUGGAGUGACAGUUCGUGAUUAUUUGCGAUCACUAUAUCAACAAGCUGGAUCCUUAAGAUUCUGGAUGGCCGUACGUUAUUGUAGCAGUCUGUUGAAUCACACAGUAGACAGCAUCAGCCCUUUUAUCACGGGUGUGCUAGUUAAAGGAAAACAGAUCGCGGUGGGAGUGAUUGGGCAGAAAGAAACUGUAUUCGACAAGCCCAUGACGCCGGCGGAAAUACAGUCGGUAAUGUAUUCCACGAUACAGCCGCACAACACAGUGCAGGCUGUGCUCCAACAAGAAAUUCUGUUGUAUUGCGGUCGACUUAUCGGUACUAAUCCAGAGUGGUUCAAAGGCAUAUUAAAAAUACGCAUCGGGUGGGUCUUGGAGGCAAUGAAGCUUUACUUGCAGAUGUUUGUGAAAGAUGAUAAACCGAUUGAGAAUUAUAGUCCUUAUGAAGUUCGACAGAUUCUUAUUAAAGUACUGACAGUAAAAGAAUGGGCUCAUGAGGAAAACCUGACGGUGCUCGGUCGCCGAAAAAUCGAAGGUUGCUUGUGUAGAGUGCCGGCACAUUUCUACAAUCAAGUAUGGGAAGUCUUGAUGCGUUGUCCUGGCGGUAUUGUAGUGAACGGACAGGAACUUCCUCAGCAAACCACAUUGUCCAUCAUGACUCGGUCUGAGCUCACAUUUGCCCUACUUGUGGAAUCAUUAUUGCAUAACAUACAGCUACCGGAAUAUCGUCAAAUUAUAGUCGAACUCUUGAGUAUUAUGUCGACUAUUCUGCUUCGAAAUCCAGAAUUAAGUUUCCAGAAACAGUUGGAUCUCAAUCAACUCGUGGAAGAUAGUUUUAUCAUGUAUUGCAAGGACCACAAUUUAUCGAAUGUCGAUGAAAAAUCGUUAUUCUUCUCCGCGCAUUAUUCGAUGACUACGGGAUAUCUUGCCAGGGCCAUAGUCAACAACGUUCUUACCGGCGGCUGCGUGGCGACCAUCGUUGAUCCCAGUGAUGUCAUUGAAUCGCACCGAGAAAUGUGUAAAAUUACAUAACGAUAUAAGUCGAUUAUCAUCGACACUAAACUUGAAAGAUCAUUUAAUGUUAGCAAGAAAGUAUUGUAUAUAGCUGUGUGCAAUAUAUUUCUUUAUGUAUACAUUACAAUAUAUGUUUAUAUAAAGCGA
Molecule: messenger RNA, 3770 nt
Organism: Temnothorax curvispinosus
Lineage: Eukaryota; Metazoa; Arthropoda; Insecta; Hymenoptera; Formicidae
Product: probable phosphorylase b kinase regulatory subunit beta
Exons: 19
Coding region: 330-3641 (1103 amino acids)
Biological process (GO): glycogen metabolic process
Cellular component (GO): phosphorylase kinase complex
Molecular function (GO): calmodulin binding
Source: RefSeq, a predicted model, not a curated record